AAAAUGAAACCUGGGGUACCACUAAUUCGAAAACUUUGGAGUAUCACUUUUUUCGAUACCUUGAAGUAUCAUUUUUAUUGAUACCUAAAUUAGGCAACACAAAAAUGGUUAUCGAGGAAGCUGAGCUUCGAGUCUCUGACUCAUACAUACCUUAUAUAUCAGAA
Messenger RNA from Entrophospora candida, 164 nucleotides. The record is from the annotation of a GenBank genome assembly. Lineage: Eukaryota; Fungi; Glomeromycota; Glomeromycetes; Entrophosporales; Entrophosporaceae.